This is a messenger RNA of Kalmanozyma brasiliensis GHG001, 786 nucleotides long. RefSeq names its product yaaH. Gene Ontology annotation, molecular function: acetate transmembrane transporter activity. The record is from RefSeq and is a predicted model, not a curated record. Bases 1 to 786 code for a protein of 261 amino acids. The transcript has a single exon. Lineage: Eukaryota; Fungi; Basidiomycota; Ustilaginomycetes; Ustilaginales. Gene Ontology annotation, cellular component: plasma membrane.
AUGACGACGCAGCAAAACUACAAGCACCCCAACCUCAAGGAGCAGUGGGGUCUCUCGGAGGACCCCAAUGGCAGCGACCACGUCGUCACCUCCAAGGGACACCGACUGACGCGCACCAUGACUGCCGGUGGCCACGAGGUGGACUCUUCCCAGCCCGGUUUCCCCAUCUACCACCGUCGCAUUGCGAACCCGUUCCCUCUGGUGACCAUUGCUACGGGCGCGUAUCUGCUGAUGCUGGGUUUGAUUCUGGUUGGACACCGCGGUAUUCGCAACCCAGCGAUCCUCAUGGCGCUGGGUUUGCCCUUGGGUAUGGUGGGCAACUUUGCCGCGUGCAUGUUCUCCUUUGCUGAGGGCUCUACGUUCCUUGCCACUACGGCCGGCACUUUGGCUGGUCUGAUCGGCGGUUCCUCGCUGCUCUUCCUGCCCUGGACCGGCAUCCAGGCGACCUACAUCCUCGGCGGCACUAGCCAGGCUGCCGGUCUCGAGGAGUACUACAAAGCCGCCGCCAUGGUCUACUUCAUCUCGCUCAUCCCCAUCUUCCUCAUCUUCCUCGCAUCGAUGCGAACCUCGGGCCCCACCUCGGGCGCGGCGCUGAUGAUCGUCAUCGCCCUCGGCUGCCUCGGCGGCGGCUACAUCAAGGGCGAGGCCAACCAGACCAUCCUCAAGGCUGCCGGCGCCUUCUUUAUCGCUACCGGCGUCUCGCUCUUCUACGCUGCCACCUCGGUCAUGCUCGCCGAGGAGGGACUCAAGAUCCUCCCCGUCUUCCCCCUGCCCAGGAUCGAGUAA